Mangifera indica (mango) is the source of this 1488-nucleotide messenger RNA. RefSeq names its product stemmadenine O-acetyltransferase-like. Bases 43 to 1350 code for a protein of 435 amino acids. The record is from RefSeq and is a predicted model, not a curated record. NCBI's taxonomy places the organism in Eukaryota, Viridiplantae, Streptophyta, Magnoliopsida, Sapindales, Anacardiaceae. The transcript has 2 exons.
CAACCAAAAUCUGCUGAGAAAUUUGCAAUUGAGCACGGCAAUAUGCAAAUCCAAAUUAUUUCUAGAGAAACCAUCAAGCCAUCUUCUCCGACCCCUGACCAUUUAAGAAACUAUAAGCUUUCUGUUCUUGAUCAGUUAUGUCCUGAAGUUCACUUCCCCAUCAUUCUCUUUUACUCUUCUGCAGGCAAAGAUGCCACUGAAACUUCUCUCCAUCUCAAAAACUCCCUCUCGAAAAUACUCACCCACUAUUACCCUUUUGCAGGGCGCGUCAAAGAUGAUUAUACUGUUGAUUGUAACGAUGAUGGUGCCCUUUUCAUUGAAGCCAAAGUAACCAGUCAGGUGUCUGACAUACUUAGACGGCCGGAUAAGGAUGUGAUCAAACAGUUGUUACCAUAUAAGAUUCAUGAAAAGAUAAUCGGUGAUCCCGUCAAUCUAAGUGUGCAGGUCAAUUAUUUUGCUUGCGGUGGCGUAGCGAUCGGUGUUGGGUUUAAUCAUCGGGUUGCGGAUGCAACAGCGGCGGCAAACUUUGUUAAAAACUGGGCUAAGGUUGCUAACCCCAGCAACAACGAGGAAAUUAAGAAUGUGAUAUUUGACUGCACUUCUUUCUUCCCUCCGCAAGAUUUAGUAGAAUUAAGGAAGAGUAGUUUUUUCAAAGGUGAAUAUGCAUCGAAGGACCCGAACGUUAUAUCAAAGAGGUUUACAUUUGAAGCUACCAAGACAGCCGCUCUAAAAGAAGAAAUCGGUAAAAUCGGAGACUCAGUGGAUCGUCCAUCACGUUUUGAGGUAGUGUCUGCGGUUAUGUUGAAUGCUAUAACAGGAAUGACUAAAGAGCCAGCACAUUUUGUAGGAUUUAUCCCCGUGAAUCUGCGAAACAGAAUGAAGCCAGAAAUACCGGGGGAUUGUAUGGGAUGCGUGAGUCAAAUGACAAUGGCAAAUUGGUCAAACAUGGAGACUGAAAUUGGGUGCAACAGUAUAGCGGGAGAACUUCACGAAGCUAUAAAGAUGCUGGAUGAUAAGUUUGUGAGAGAGUUUCACGCAUCAGGAGGAUACAUGAAUUUCGUGAAAAGUUUACCAGUAGAAGAAAUGGCAAAGAAUAAUAUAAAAAUGAAGUCAUUUGUUAUAACUUCAUGGUGUAGACUUCCCUGGUACGAAACAGAUUUUGGGUGGGGGAAGGCAUUGUGGAUGUGGGUAAGCUCUGCGGCAAGGAAUGAGAAAAUAGCCAUUCUCACAGAUAACAUUGAUGGUAAUGGAAUCGACGCAUGGGUUAGUUUGUCAAAAGAAGACACGAUCAAAUUUGAACAGGAUCCUGGCAUCAAGGCUUACGCUUCUUUCGAACCAACCAAAAUCUGACCUUUACUUUGAAUUGCAAUUAUUCAAUAAGUGCAUGCAUGCAAGCUUUAUGAAGUUAAGUAAUUGAGUUUUUUCUUUUUCCAGACUGGGAAAUAAUACCAUUUGAGUGUUUUUAAUUUUAGAUAUCAUUUGGUAGAA